Molecule: messenger RNA, 1672 nt
Organism: Caenorhabditis auriculariae
Lineage: Eukaryota; Metazoa; Nematoda; Chromadorea; Rhabditida; Rhabditidae
Source: the annotation of a GenBank genome assembly
AUGAGCUCGAAUCGUUCCAUUGAGGCCUACGAGGCGAUAUCGCGUGCCAUGGAGAGGACUGCCGCCGAAGCCGAGUCUUACCUGAGGGAUCUCAAGAGAGGUUGGACUUUUCGCGUUGCGAGUAUCAAAAUGGUACCAGAAAGCCAUAGGAAACAUUGAAAAUCAGCCUUAGGAACGGAUUUCUUCCAUUUUGACCCAUAGUUUUUCUUAGAGAUUCUUGAAAAGUUUUGGAUUAUUGAAAAUUAGUUUUUUUAGGCAUCUGAAUGGUACCAUGAGCUCGUAGGAAACGUUAAAAUCAGCCUUAGGAACAGAAAAACUCGUCUUCGUUUUUUUUUUCUCAUACAGAAACUUCUUUCCUUCCGAAUUUUUGGAAAAUGUUGGGUUGUCGAAAUAUUUACGUUUCAAGGUUCAAAAUGGUACCGGAAACUAGUAGGAAACGUUAAAAGUUUGCCUUUGAAACGAAUAAUUUAACUUCGGUCACAUAUUUCUUCUUUUUAAACUCGGUCAAGCUUCAAUAAUAUACAAAACAGUUGGUUUUUUGGAAAUUUUCCGCUACAAGGAUCAAAAUGGUACCGAAAACCCGUAGGAAACUUUGGAAAUAUCGCUUGAAAAUUCAGUUUUUUUUAAUCUUUUUUUUUCCUUCCAAAAAGUUUUCUAUUCAAAAAAUCUACAGGGAAGUCCAGUAAAUAGCUCUAGAAAUUUUAAUUUUCAUUCUUAUGAAUCAUACGCUCUAGCUUAUCGCCUUAAAUUCUUGGAGUAUCACGUAUUUUGAUCAAUAAAUAAUCAUUUUUCUGAUUUCAUUGAUUCCAGAAGCUGAAGCGAAUAAGACAAUCAUUGACAUGAGUGGCACGUCGAGAAAGAGGUGAAUAUUGUCUUUAAAAAUACGUUUUCCAUGAAAAAUUAAAAAAUAUAUAUUCCAGCAGCAUCUUCUCAUCCUCCUCGGAGGAGGUGAACUGCUCGCCAUCGGCGUCUAAGACUUCUGGAAUUUCUAAGACUUCUGGAACGUCUCAGACUUCUGGAACUGUAGCCGUGAAAAGUCAAAAGAGCCAGAAAAGCCAAAAAAGCCAGAAAAGCCAGAAAAACGUGCCGAAAACCCUGCCGAAACGUACCUCUGACGAAAUCUCGUGGAUGGUCGGUUGCAAGAAAACCUGAAGAGCUAUUUGAAUGUUUUAGGAAAAGGCCAGGAAAUCGCGGCUUUACAAGUCCCUGGACGGGCGCAAGCUGAUGGUCGUCACGACUUACAAGUCGGACAAGCCUUUCGACGAGGAGGUUCCCAGGGCCAUGGAACGUUACUUGAAGUGAUCUUCACUUUUAAAUUUGAUCAAAUUCAGAUUCUGAACGUUUUUCUCAAUGAUAAUUGGGAACUUAGAGCAUGCUGGAAAUUUUUGAACAUUUUUUUUGGAAUCUUGUAGUUUUCCCUUUUCUUUAAUCAAUAAUUUUUGGAAUUUGCACCAUAACGUCAAGAUUUGGUUUCAGUCGAUUUUUUUUCAUUUCUCUUUCUGAAGAAACUACACUAAUAAGAACUUCAAAAAUCGCUUCAAAAAUUGAAAAAAAAAACCUUUUCAGAGGCCAGAAUAGCACGGCAUCUUCCGUUUCAACUCACUCGACGGCGUCUUCUAAAUGGACUUCACCGACCCCCUCAAUGAAAGAAAACGGCGUCUACUUCCUCUAG